Saprolegnia diclina VS20 is the source of this 1010-nucleotide messenger RNA. RefSeq lists its product as hypothetical. NCBI's taxonomy places the organism in Eukaryota, Oomycota, Saprolegniomycetes, Saprolegniales, Saprolegniaceae. Bases 8 to 931 code for a protein of 307 amino acids. The record is from RefSeq and is a predicted model, not a curated record. The transcript has 9 exons.
CUCCUGCAUGCAAGCGAGCCCGUGCGUCGACCGGUCCAAGAAGGCGACCGAGGUCCGGCGCGAGACGCACCUGUCGCCUGCGCACGUCGCGCUCUCCUCCAAGCUCCAGGCGCAGUUCCAGGAGGCCGACUCGGACGACGACGACGCUUCCCAGGACUGGUUUGUGAACGAUCGACCGGUGCCCGAGAAGACAGAUGCACCGCCGGCCGACGCAACGGUGGUCCCCGCACCGCCUGUCGAGCCCGAGAAGCGUCGGAGCGUCAUCGUCGACGCCGAGGACGACGAUGUCGCACUGCGCAAGAGUCCGCUGGGGUUUCUGCAUUUGAGGCCCGCGGACACGGGCGUGCUCAUCAUGGAACUCUGCCUCUCAGACCAGACGAUGCUCAAGCAGUACGGCGCCAAGUACUUCAAGAUCUACCUUCCGCAGGUCACCGAGACGCAGCAGGACUUUUGCCUCUACGGGCGGAGCUGCGCCAACAAGCUCAAGAUUCGAUUCAGCUUGAGCGAGACCAAGGCGUGCAAGCGCAACAACCCAAGCUACGCGGGAAAGCUCUCGGUGGCACCCACGCCCCUGGGCAAGCGCUACAAGAUGGUGUGCCCUCACAUCAAGCAGCGCAGCGUCUUUACGCUCGAGCUGCGCGACGGCAAGCAUGAGCUGGAUGUGCAGCUGCAACCUCAGAACACGCUCAUGAGCUUGCUUCGAGGCAAAGCCGCGCCCAAGGACGCCACCCAGACCUGCUCCUCAGUUCUCGAAAAAUUCACAAACCCGCUCGUGGACGUCAAGUGCCCAAAGACUGCAACGUCGUGGCUGCGCAUCGACAAGGAAGGGGACGCUGCGGCGAGCAAGUUCUUUGUGCACUACACCAAACCGUUCUCCAUGUUUCAGAGUGCUGCGAUCGCCGUCGCAGUGCAAUCCAACUUGCUCGAAUAAGCGCAACAAAGACCAUCACCAGCAGCUAGUUGACCAAAUUUGACGCCAGAUUCAGACAAAAUGAUGGCGCGUGCUUCGA